AUGAUUAUUGACGAUCUCCCGCCAGAGAUACUUCACCUAGUUUCACGGCAUCUCCAUAGUAAUGAUAUCUACCAUCUGAUAUGCUCAUCGCGUCGACUUUACACCAUCCUACAACAAAGCCUCUACACCGAUGUACUUCUUUGUGGACGAUAUCAUUCAUCUCAACAAGUCGUAACCUUUCUUUAUGCAGUGACCCGAGAACCAAGGCUGGCUAGCUAUGUUCGGUGCUUGAAGCUGGCGGACUGGGACUGCGGUGCAGCUGAUCCUAUCCAUGUGGACAAAGCCGAGUUGGAAGUUGGCCAUAUAUUCAAACUUGUCUCUGAAAGACCCGGAUACUCCGAAGCAGAAAAAUCGGAAUGGUUGAAAGAUCUUGAAAGAGGAGAUGAAUGCGACCCUUGGCUGGCUCUGCUCAUUCCACAAUUGAAAGACUUGCGCAAAAUCUUUAUCAACUGGGCGGAUGAUGCAAAAUAUGUUUUAGAUAUGCUGCGAAGAAUCGCGAGAGAGCAAGAGCCAGUGUUUUGUCAUCUCGAAGAAGUCUAUGCAACCUGGUGCGAUGAUACUGAGGGGUUCAUUCCGUCUAACCGAAUGACUUCAUUUUUCAGUUUCCCAUCAGUGCGAAAGCUUGGAUGCUGUUGUCUGGGGGAGGACUACGAGAGCGAUGGGGAUGAGUAUGAUUCGGAUGAGUAUGCUUCCGACGACUCUAUUCACCUGAGACGUGAGGCUCCCUUGCCACAAAGCUCGAAUAUCAUCCAUCUCGACCUGGCAAACUCAAAUGCCGGAAAUGGAAUGCGAGACUGGGUCCAGGCAUGCAAAGCAUUAAAAUCAUUUCGGAUAAUUCACCACGGAGCACUGGGCCGCGGAGAAAGAUUUCAACCCCGAAGACUUUAUGAAUCACUUUCUCUUCAUAAAUCGACGCUGGAGUCUAUCUGGGCUGAGCCUGAUAGUGGGUUUCACAGAGAUAAGCAGGACGAUUGGAUGGGGAGUUUCGCUGAUUUUUCCGUUUUGAAGACUAUUUGUCUUCUCUUGCCCAAUCUUGUGGGAUUUGAUGAAAACGAGCGUCCUGUACGGAAACUCUUAGAUGUCCUCCCUCACUCGCUUGAGACACUGUACCUUAUAAUUAACAAGGAAAGUGAUGGUCUACUAGAUGUGAUGGAGCAGUUGGUAGAAUUGGCUAGUGCGGAAGGAUUUCCUAAUCUAGAAGCAAUACAUAUUGAAGGGUGGACGAUCCAAAGCGCAGAGGCUCAUGCGAAGCUUCAAUGGACGAAAAGGGCGUGCGAGGAGGCCCAGAAAUCGUUCUUCAUUCAUAACGGUGAUGGAGUUUUUGGCUACUGUGAAAAACCUACCUCGUGGGUAUUCGGUCCUGCUAAUGAGGCGAGACUUCUGGGCUGGUAUUAA
Molecule: messenger RNA, 1395 nt
Organism: Penicillium manginii
Lineage: Eukaryota; Fungi; Ascomycota; Eurotiomycetes; Eurotiales; Aspergillaceae
Exons: 1
Coding region: 1-1395 (464 amino acids)
Molecular function (GO): protein binding
Source: RefSeq, a predicted model, not a curated record